Molecule: messenger RNA, 1200 nt
Organism: Triplophysa rosa
Lineage: Eukaryota; Metazoa; Chordata; Actinopteri; Cypriniformes; Nemacheilidae
Gene: cd164l2
Product: CD164 sialomucin-like 2
Exons: 7
Coding region: 102-641 (179 amino acids)
Cellular component (GO): cytoplasmic vesicle
Source: RefSeq, a predicted model, not a curated record
UUUAAUGAAGCAGGUGGGCGAGCCACAUGCACACUAGAUAGGGGAACUCUCCUGUUCUCUAUAAAAGGACAUGCGCUUCCGGUGGUCACCAGCUGGGGGAAAUGUAUAACGAAUAUCCAUUAUCUUGGACAGGUCGAGUACGUGUUUGUGGAGUGUUUACGGUGGGUUUUUGUCAGUUGUUGAGAAUGAGGUGUGCGUGGGCUGCACUUUGUGGGAUUGUGCUAAUCACUGAAGUUAUUCUAAUCAAUUCACAAGCCUCAGAUGAUUCAGCCAUUGCAGACUGUUCCCAGUUCGACUCAUGUGAUAGCUGCAUCAGCGGAGACCCAGCCCUCAAUCUAACACGAUGUGUCUGGCAAAGCUGUAAUAACGGAAACGACACGAGAUGCAUGUCUGAUACUGGAUAUUUUGGAGACUGCGCUGUCUUCAAUGAGACCGGCAUGUGUCAAACAGACUCUGAUGAUGGUAGCAAAAACAACACAACUGCUGGAUCAACCCCUGAGUUCUCUCAAGCAUCAUUUGACCUGUCCAGCUUUAUCGGGGGGAUCAUCCUGGUGUUGGUGUUGCAAGCGGGGGCUUUUUUUGCCAUGCGAUUCCUCAAAACCAAAGACAGCACAUAUGAAACUAUUGACCAAACACAGUGAGAAAUUGAAAAAUCACAGAACAAACAAGAACUAGAGGAGUAUCAAUUUUGCAUUAUAAGGGGGUGCAAUGUUUUAUUUCUUUGCUGGCCUAUGGAUAAAUUAGAAAUAAAUUACAUUCCCUCAUUUCCUGAAUAACAAAAUAUAUAUUUGUUUGUGUACAUUAUGGACAAUAAAAGAAAAGGCAAUGACAUAGAAAAAUUAUGACAAGACAAAUUUGAGUGUGUGUUUAUGGUUUUAUAUUUCCUUGUGUUCUCAUCUGUCUUAGAUUAUUUACCUCAAUCUUUAAUGUGUCUGUUAAUUAAUUUAAUUAUUUUAUCGUUUUAUUUCAUAAUUUAAAUAAUAGCAUGUGCUUUUAUUUAUGAGAUUUUAUUUUAUGUUUAUUAGAUUACCUGGACGUAUGUAGCAUUGAGUUUGUUUGUCCCUUUUCUGUUUAUAAACAACAAAGUGAUCAACUCUGGGAUACGUUUCCUUUAAAUGUGUAUAUGCAUCUUUAAACCUGCAGGUGUCAGCAGAGUUUAGUUUCCUACUAAAAGUUUAAUGUACUAUUGAUGUACUGAUG